Molecule: messenger RNA, 2309 nt
Organism: Ceratina calcarata
Lineage: Eukaryota; Metazoa; Arthropoda; Insecta; Hymenoptera; Apidae
Gene: Vps52
Product: vacuolar protein sorting 52
Exons: 9
Coding region: 176-2182 (668 amino acids)
Biological process (GO): endocytic recycling; retrograde transport, endosome to Golgi; lysosomal transport
Cellular component (GO): GARP complex
Molecular function (GO): syntaxin binding
Source: RefSeq, a predicted model, not a curated record
UGUGGAAAACGUACUAAAGGAGACUGGAAGAAGACUAUCUUUAGCAUCUAUUUGUUUCAUUGAUAGGUGGCAUAAACGUGACAGCGAAACGCGGUUUGACAGUAUGUCAAAGAGCAACACUUGUGCAAUUUGUACAUUCCAAUAAUUAGAAUAAACUUAGGAUAAAGGUGAUAAAAUGUCGAGUGAAACAGAUAAUUUCGACGAUGAUAGCGAGACGCGAUUACCUCAAGAUCCUAGAGACGAUGUGGUUCAAGAGGUACUGAAGACUGGCACGGAUUUACGGCAAUAUUCGAGACAAAUCGAAAAAGAAUUAAAGGAGGUUGAGAAUAAAUCUAUACAGGAUUACAUAAAGGAGAGUGAAAAUAUUGCCAGUCUUCAUAAUCAAAUCGCAGCUUGCGAUAAUAUUCUGGAGAAAAUGGAAUCGAUGUUGAUGAGCUUUCAACAAGACUUAGGUAGCAUUAGUUCAGAGAUACUGUACCUUCAACGCAAGUCUGUAGCAAUGAGUCAACAGCUGUCUAAUAGACAAAUAAUUAGAGGACCCUUGAGCCAGUUCAUAGAAGAUAUGACAGUAUCGGAAGCUCUCAUCGUAGGAAUCAUGGACUGUCCUGUGACUGAGAAAGAAUUUCUAACUCAACUGCAGACACUGAACCACAAAAUAAAUUUUGUAAAGGAACAAAGUUUUAAAGAGGCAAAGUCAUGCUUGGACGUGAAGGAUAUAUUAGAGAAGCUGAAAGUAAAAGCACUUGCUAAAAUCAGAACAUAUCUUCUAGAACAGAUCUAUAAGUUCAGGAAACCAAUGACUAAUUAUCAAGUGCCACAGAACAAUAUGUUGAAGUAUAAAUUCUUCUUCGAAUUUAUUCUGGCGAAUGAAAGGAAUGUGGCAGAAGAGAUUUGCGGAGAAUACAUCAGUACGAUGAGUAAAAUAUAUUAUUCGUACUUUAAAUCGUAUUCUUCGAGACUAAUGAAACUGCAGUUUGAAGAAGGAGCUACUAAGGACGAUCUAAUGGGGUUUGAAGACACAGCAGGAAGAAGCAUUUUUCAUAAGACUACGUUAAAGCAUAGGGGCACAGUGUUCUCCAUAGGGAGCAGAGGAGAUGUGUUAACGUCUCAGUUAGAAACACCUAUCAUAGUACCUCAUACUGCAUCCAAAACGAGAUACCACUAUGAGGCUUUGUUCAGAAGCGAACAGUACGCUCUUGUAGAUAACGCAUGUAGAGAGUAUUUAUUCUUAACAGAAUUCUUUAAAGUGCGCGGCGCGCAAGCAAUGGAUAUUUUUAAUCAGGUAAUGAAGAAAACGUUGAAUCUCAUGGUUAAAAAUCUGCAAUCCUUCGUGGAAGAUUGUUACGAUACCAUUGCUCUAUUCCUCUGCUUGCAUUUAGUAAUGCGCUACCGUCUAACUUGUCACAAAAGAGCAGUGCCAGCUUUAGACAAAUAUUGGGACAAUAUGACGUCUGUAAUUUGGCCUAGAUUCGAUUAUGUUUUUCAACUAAAUAUUCAGAGUAUUAAACAGUGUGACCCGUUGAAGCUCACACAAGAAACGGGACCCCAUUAUAUUACUCGAAGAUAUGCUGAAUUUAGCGCUGCGAUGGUUAGCAUAGUCGAAGGAUUUCCUUGCGAAGGAGCUACUCAGUUAUUAGCUGAACUAAGGGAAGCUGUUCAGUGUUUUCUGCUACGAAUGGCAGCCACCUUUUCUAGUAGAAUUCAACAACUAGUCUUUCUUAUUAAUAAUUACGAUUUAGUUCUCGGCGUGUUAAUGGAAAGAACGCGGGAUAAUUCGAAGGAAGCCGAGAGUUUCCGAGAUCAACUGAAUGCGCGAUCUUCGGAAUACGUCGAGGAAAUUCUGAGUCCACACUUUGGUGGUAUGAUACAGUUCGUAAAGGAAUCCGAAGUAAUGAUCGAGAAGGGACAAACCGAGGAUUCGAAAAGACAGGAGGGGAAGGCGUUGGCUCUGGUGCAAUCUUUUACCAAUAAUUGGAAACAGGCGUUAGAAGAGAUUAAUCAAGAAGUAUUAAAAUCGUUUCCUAGUUUGGUACUCGGCACGGCACUGGUGCAACGUGCAAUGACGCAGUUAGUGCAAUACUAUCACAGAUUUCAUAAAAUCUUACCACCAAACGCCCGUACACAAUUGACCAAUUUUCAUCAUAUAAUGGUCGAGAUGAAGAAAUAUAAAGCGACUUAUUAAAAGGCGAAGGGAUUUAGUUACGAGCUGGAAUAGUACUAAUGAUAAUUAAGUCUAGUUAAUAUAAAUUGUAAAUAUUAUAUAUGGAAAAGUAAUUUACAUCUUAUUUAUAAAUUAUCUUUGCAAAAAU